ACGUCGUCGACCGAGCGCUGCUGAACUGCGACGAUGUCGACCGUAAGCCAAGCGAAAACUUACAAUUCUGCCACAGAGCGCACGGUCGGAAAAAUGGAAAAUCAGUUCGGGUGAAAAUUUUAGAGAAAUAACGUCACAGCUACGCGAUUACGCCAAAAUUGAAGAGGAAAGGAGCCAAGCAGAAAAUUGUUUCGCGUUUUUUCACAUUGAAAAACAUUGAAAGGAAUAUUUAAUUUUCUACCUGAAAAAAAAAACUAAAAAUUACUACAAAUCGUGAAAUAGUUCUUGCAUUACGCGAAGUGAGUUGAUUGCGCAAACGUUUUUUACUAUGCCAUCCUUAAGUUUUUGAAAAAAGAAAAAAAAGAAAUUUUUUAUGCAUUUAAGUGAGUACUGAAAUUUCAUGCUGUUGGAAAAACUUUGCAUAAAAUUAGCGAAACUGGAACGAAAACGAGAAUAGUAGGUACAAUCCAUCGAUAUCGCGUUUCGCAGUGCCAAAUACCUCUCCUUGCGCUACUUCUGGGCUUCGCUGGCAUACCAGCACUGAAGAUAAGCAACGUGAAGGAAGAAGUAUUCGACUAAAACGACCAGCAUACGGUGCACCGUACACAGUUACCAUUGUAGCUGCUAUUUUGUGUACAUUGCAGUGCACAUUUAUACUAAGUAACUGCCAGGUGGAGGCAGCAUUCCUGCCACUGUCGUGGCGCUCCCCCGGAAAUGAAACAGGCAACAACAUCCUGCGCCAUUUAAUUGUCGUCGCCGUCGUCAACGCCACCUUCCACAACGGACAAGUAUCUGCCGAUAGAGCCGCCAGUGCUGUUGUCAUAAUUCACCUGGACGGUUUUCAGCAUUGAAGGACAAUAGCUUACUCCCAGCGUUUAAAGGGCACCAUCAAUAGCAGCAGCACCAUCAAUUCACUGACGGGACGCACGAGAGAGUAGCGCGUGGGUAUUAGCUAAUCGGCCAGCGGCAUUGGCGGAGAACGGAUUCCGAUGCAUUUGGUGUGCUUUGUGUAGUGGAAAUGCUGGCCUCAACUUUUUAUUACUGUUGAACGAGGGUUGCGUAAAGUUUGUUGCGGUCUUGUGGUAUCGAGGCAUUCUCCGGAGAAGCACUGUUAUUGAGAAAGCAGUGUAUUGGUCAUUUAUUAUUGCUAUCGGUGGCAGCUUGAAAUAUAAAUAUAAUCAGGGAAAGAAUAUAGCAUUUUUAGCCGCUAAACAUUGCUAGAAAGUGUGUCUCGCUCAUGCAAUGAAAGUGAGCUUCCUCUGACGACUGCUAUUGAAUACUAGAGGCUAGAAGUAAUUAAUGAAUGCUCUGCUGAUUGGUUAGCCACACAUACAGAUACACAGAAACUGCGACAACGUCGGCUUUAACAAGCUUUACGCCGAAAAUCGUGUCGUCAGGCUAACAAUAAAGGCCCCAAAAACGCACAUAAAAUGGAUUCACUUAAAAUUCCAAAAGGUGGUAAUAGCAAUGCGGCAGGUGGUGGCGGCAAGCCCACUGGCAGUGUACCAAUCACCGUCCGAUUUAAUGCUGGCGAUGAAUGUAUUGACGAUAUAUUUCAGACAUUUCACAACAGCAACAACAGUGGCGCUGGCGCUGGUGGAGGAGCCGGUGGUAAUGGAAGCGGGGGUGGUGGACCAAAUGUUGGCGGUGGGGAUUCCCUGUCGAGCAGCCCGUCACAACACCACCAGCUGCAGGCACAACAAAAUGUGGAUGAUGUAAAUACAAGGAAUAAUUUUCUGCAAGGCAAUUUCUUCAAUCGCAAAAGAUCGGGUAGCAUCGAGGGCCUUUCACCCACCUCUUCAGGGCCAAAUCUAAUAGCAGCGCUGUCUGGUGAUACAGCGUCUGUUGGAACAUGGAAAUUAAUUAAGGGUAAAGUUUCACAGACAUUUGAGGAUAUAAAGUCUUCGAAAAGCAGCGCUCAGGCUUUGUCAACAUCAGCGCCCAAAGCUGAGAGCCCACGCCAACCAUUCAAACAAUUACCCAACGACCCGGAUUCCGAUCCCGAGAAUCCCACAACACGUUCUUCCAUCAGCGACGACCUGCCACUUGACUGGGAACGUAAGUCGUGCCAUCUCAAAGGCGGCGAUUCUGAUUCCUCACUAGACGGUGAACAACUAUUGCUUGAAGGGGAGGUUGAACGAUCGCGCUUGCGUCGUGGUCUAGCAAAUCUCAAGUCUAAAGUCAAAUCAAAAGGACACCAACACUCUCAACAACAACCUCAUUCACAUUCCCAACAGCAAACCGGUCUUGCGACUGCAGCACUUUCAUCGGCUACAAUUUCCACUGCAUUCGGCACCGCCUCCAUUAAACCAAUGAAGAAAGAAUCGAGCGGUUCUAAUGCGUCUUCGACGGGUUCAUUGCGCGAUGCAUUUUUGCGUCGACGACGUCCAUCGCCGACGGAUCAGACCGAUCGAGAAGUGGUGGUGCCACGAUUGGAGCCACAUGAAGCGGUGCCGAAGGACAAUAAGGCGAUUGGGAAGACCAAAAAGCGAGGAAUAAUAGCAGGCAAAAAAGAGGUAGAAAUCGAGUCGGGCGUAGAAAUGAUGGAGGACACAUUACCAACUUUACCAGAUGACUCAAAGGUUGCCGACGAAAAGCCUACUACAACCUCUGGCCGUCUGCGUAAUGAUUUACAUCUGCAUUUUGGGAAAGCAGAAGAAGGCAGUGAAAAUCAACGCUCACCACGGACGCCCGGCGAAGCGGCGGAGCACGCGAAAUGGCAACAGGAAGUGGACACACUGAGACGUGCGGCAGAAAUACUGCGAAGCGAAGAAGAAAGUCAGCGCAACAUUGGAUCAACGCGGAAGUUCGCUGCCAGUAUGCCUAUAAGUCGCGUGGCAAUUCUUUUGAUGGUAUUGUUCCUGCCUGUGCAUGGCUUUAUACGCGGCGUUCUGGCGUGUUUGAUGAGUUUCGCCAUUGCCGACUCGUUGAGUAUACUAGCACAAUCUUUUAUUUACAAAUUCUUCCAAACGCACCCCGAACAAUCCGACUUCGAGAUACCAGACUACACGAAGAUGCCAAUUUGUGAGGUGCCUGCAGUGGAAGAGCACAAGACAGUGAAGUCAUACACAGGUUGGAUGAACGAAGUUUUCAGCUACGACCCCUUAACAUUUCAUAUAUCGCAGACCAAUUCGGUUUAUUUGAGACUCGAUGGCACCAUUUUACGUGUCUCAACCACUACGUCCCGCGUACCCAAGCGGGUCAUGUGGAACGAGCCACCCAUAGAUAUAAAGCAUAUGCACUUUAGCGCACAUCGCACAUUCAAUUUACUCGGCUGCAGUAUUGAACUUUUGCCAUUGGGUUUGGCGCGCAAGCGGUAUUUUAAUCGAAAGUAUCCGAUACAGUUGAUUAUCAAAAAAGGCAGCGAAGACGAUAUGCAUCUAGAUCUUUCGGAAGAUCCUUCAAUCCUUCACUCUGCCAGAGGUAGUAGAACAGAACUGAUAUCAAUGGAUAGCAGGCUAUCCCAGGUUUCCAACGAUUUUAUGGAACAAUAUACGGAUUUAAAAGAAACCGAAUCUAGUUCGCAUGAUGUUGACUUCGCAUCCGCCGUUAUGAAUGCCGAUUUGCGACAAUUACAAGACAACACACAGAACAACGAUAAUCUUAUACCAUGCGGCGAUGAGGUGCGUCUCAUACUCUUUGCGCGUGCCGAUCGCGAGAAAGAGGACUGGUAUCGGCGUUUUGUGGCAGCAAGCGAGGGCGAUGUGCACGAACAAGUGCUGCGUCUGCUUAACCUAAAAUUAGUAGACGAUGCCGAGUUGCAGAGGGCUGUUGCAAAAGCGUCACAAAUGCCUUUGGAUCCCAGUGCUAAGCGAGACAUUUCUUCAAUGGAACAGGACAAUAAUGCGGAUAAUGAGUCCCAUGUACUACCUCCGGAUAUGGCACCGCCAUUGGUUGUUGAAAGUAAAACAGAGAAGAGCGAAAUGUUCAAGGAUAUUCCCGACGAUAUGGAAGUGGUGCCCACCCCAACUGAUACCUUCGAAGGUUUACUCAUGAGUUCCAGUGCUGCGCGCAAUCCGCCAGACUACAUACGUUUUAUGGCUAUUUAUCAGGCCGCUUGUAAAGAAGAUAAAAUUCCAGUUUAUGUCGACGCAAGUCAAUCGGAAAAAUACAAGAAAUCACGUCGAAGUAGGCGCCAUGCGAACGAAUUGUGGAAAGGUAUUGAUCAGUCGUUAUUUUUGGGACCUUCCGGUAGUGUUGUAUGGGCCAAUGUGUUAAUUGGACGUGUUCUCUAUAGCUGCCUGCAUGAUAAUAUGGUGAAAGAUAAGAUCAAAGAAUUACUGCAGAAAAAAAUUAGCGCUAUUAAGUUGCCUUCUUUCAUAGAAGAUAUCGUUAUUACGAAAAUAAAUCUUGGCGAUACACCGCCACUAAUACAUCGUGUCUCGCAACCCAUGCUGGAUGAGCGCGGCACUUGGGUAGAUGCCGACAUCACCUAUGAAGGAUUGCUACAGUUGACGGUCACCACCAAAUUGAAUUUGAUGCGCAUAAAACAGCAGAAGCGUCCCACAGACGUAGUCAACAUAACCACCACCAAUCCAUUGCAUACCGGUGGCAACACCAGUGCCUCAAAUGGUGGUGGUGGUGGUGGUGGUGGUGGGGCCGCUGGCAUUAAUAUCACCGCAAUACCACCCAUUAAUGUGAUUUCUGAUGGAGAGACUGGAAGAAGCUUAACUACUAGACUAACCUCGGCUGAGCCCAACACCGAUGAUGUGUUGCAUAGUGUUAUAUUUGACAGCGAUGCUGAGAGUACGGGUGAUUCUGAUUCCGAUCCAGAGAGUGUCAGCGCAUCAGCGGCAACCACGCUACCGAACGUGAGUUCGGCAACGACAGCGACUGGCGCUGCUACACAGGCGGACGCUGGUGCAGGCGCGCAAGCAGACUACCAUUUUAUACCCACAGCGCCAGGAAAUGCGCGUCGCAUUUUUCGUAUUGUAGAUCGCAUAGCAGCCUCAAAUUUCUUUCAGUAUGCCACCGAUUUGCCAGUUGUACAGCGUGCCAUUGAGAAUAUGAAUACAAAUAUAACGCUACGCGUAGAUCUGAGAGGACUAGUCGGACGUGGCGUGAUAAACAUUCCACCACCACCUUCCGAUCGUAUAUGGCUUUCCUUUCGUGGUCCACCACGCCUUUGGCUAUCAGCAAAGCCAGCGCUUGGUGAAAAAUCGGUGGAUUACAGCAUUGUGACCAGCAUUAUUGAAAGCAAAUUAUGCGAGGUGGUGAAUAAGUUUUUAGUUUAUCCUAAUAUGGUCGACGUCACUAUACCUUUUUUGGGUCAGCCGACAUACGAGUAUUUGCGUGGCGAGAAAGCGAAACGCACUGAAUAGAUUUUUAAUAGAUAAGUUGUACAUGAAAAAUUCCGUAAAAAAUGUGUAUGCUAAUUUUUGAUAAAAUUUUGUUGAUUGAUAAAAUGUCUAAGUCUCAUGGGAAUGUAUGUAUGUUUACAUACAUCACUAUUCGUUCCAAUAUACCAUUCCAGUAGUUGUAUUUACUGUAAGCAGUUAUUAUAUAAGUAUUAUACUAUUUAGUUUAAUGAUCAAUAUAUGUUUAAGAUUUAUUUUUCCAUUUUUUACAUUUGGUGAACUGUAGUUAGUAAUACAAACAAUUCUUAAUUAAUGUUUUGAUAAUUUUAGUUCGUGAAUUCAUUAGAAAGUAUACAAUUGAUAUAUCAACAUUUUCGUAACUGCACUUUUUUAUGGUUGGUUAAAAAAAAGCUGUUAAUUGUUUCAUUCUCAACGGGAAGUAUUAGUUUCUAAAGCCGUAAUCUCUUUCUUAAAAACUACUCGCGACUCAUUCGCUUCGCGGUUUUACACAACUAUACACAAGUCGAAAAUUUCCAGACAAAAUUUUGAUAAUUCGUAGUGUGCAGCUCUUUAGAGGCAGAAAACCAGCAAAAUGCUUACAAUAGUCAGUUAAAGACCGCCCAUAGAUAUUUUCCUUGACUUAUGACAUUCGGUCACCCUAAUACAUAAAAAGCUAGAAAUCAUAGAAAAAUGUCAAUAAAUAUUCAAAUAAAAAUUUAUAUUUAAUUGCAAGCAAUUAAUAUCAUUAUUCUAUAGCGAAGUUACAAAAUCGGGCGGAGAAUAAAUUUUCGUAAUAUCUCAUAUUUAGGAUUACGUAUGCAUUUACAAAAAACCAACAUACAAAUCGAGUAUUAUCAAAAUUUCACAACUGUGGUGACGGUGAUGGUGUACCGUUCGUUACAAUUUUUCAUAUUAUUAUUUUUUUUUUGUUAAAAAAAAGGCAUAAUUUGAGGGAAAUCUUAGCAAGCUUGGUCAAAGUUUUUAUGAAAAACUUUAGAGUGACGCAUUUUUUUAUUCCAUGGUCAAAUGAUUUUGACGAAGCACAAAAAAGGUAUACAUAUGCACAUAUAUACAAAUUUCAAACUUUUUAAUUGGAAUGUUAGCGGCGUUCCUGAUUUUCUCUCAUACAAAAAAAGAUCUCACUUACUUUGUCAGCGAAAAAAAUUCUCAAAAAUCAACCAUGUGUUCGAGGUAAUUCAAAGUUGCACAUAUUAAACUAAAAUUGAAUGGGAAUGCAGUUUUAUAGCAUCUCCGAAUUUUACUUGAAGCUCCAAUUACAAACUUUGAAAUUUUGAUGACCAUUUUUUGAACUUCGUCGAAUUAUUAAAAAUCUUGUACAAAGUUUAAAACUUUGAGUUGUAUGAUUUUCGUGGUAGCAAGCACUAUAAUUUCCUAAAAAAAUUUAACUAAUAAAUAAAAAUAGAUGGUCAAAACUUGUAAAAGAAAAUCAUUUCUAAAUAUCGGGCCACCAGUGGACAUAUGGUUUGGUUAUUGCUAUUUUAAUCAACUUCAAUAAAAUGAGGAGGCUAUCAAUUCGUCGGAAUAUUUUUUUAUGUAUGUUGCCGCAUAACUCUGCACCACGUUAACCUAUUUCUAUAAUUCUUUUUUUUUUAGAGGAAUUUGGUUUAGAUGCGAUCACUUCUUCUUACUUCUUUUGAUCAAAUUUUAUAAGUGCAAAAUGUAUUGAGGAUAGAAGACGAAAAAAAUUUUGCUUUAAAAUAUAUAAAAAAAAAAUUUACUUUGUUUUUAGUACUUAGAAGUGAAUAUUAUCAAGAGGAAUGGAAGUUAAUAUUACAAAAGUGAACGAGAUUGAACAAAACAUAAAGCGCAACAAUUUAUAUAUCUACAUACUUAUACAUAUGUAUAAUUUUUGAAUUUUUUUUUUUACAAUGGAACUUAUUUAAUUUAGAAAAUAUUUUAAUUCCAUAACUAAGGCUUACUUUAUACACUGUUCCCCACAAUACAUACAUACAUACAUACGUAUUAUAAACUUACACAAAUAUGUACAUACAUACUUACAAAUGUAUAUAAA
Messenger RNA from Rhagoletis pomonella (apple maggot), 7329 nucleotides. Its product is annotated as translational regulator orb2-like. Gene Ontology annotation, cellular component: cytoplasm; nucleus; synapse. Bases 1431 to 5321 code for a protein of 1296 amino acids. Gene Ontology annotation, molecular function: ribosome binding; lipid binding; translation factor activity, RNA binding. NCBI's taxonomy places the organism in Eukaryota, Metazoa, Arthropoda, Insecta, Diptera, Tephritidae. The transcript has 16 exons. Gene Ontology annotation, biological process: negative regulation of cytoplasmic translation. The record is from RefSeq and is a predicted model, not a curated record.